AUGACGGACAAACUUCCCCCUCCCCUGCUGGCGCUGUUCCAGCCUCGUCCACCCUUGCGCUACGUCCAUCCUAUUGAUCGUGCACCUGAAGAUGUCAAGAAGAGCACCAUCGGUGGAAUUGCACAGUAUCUAGGAGAGGUCAAAAAUUACGAAGAAGAGAUACCCUAUAAUGCUACAGAAAGUUGGCUUCAGCGCAAAUGGCGGCAAAAGCUCGAGCAGAAGGAGAAGCUAGGCAAGCAGUUAACUGAGAGCUUGCAAGUUUAUGACCCUUCGAACGACUCUCAAGCUCGAGGCGACCCCUUUAGAACUCUUUUCGUGGCUCGACUCAGCUACGAUGUAAAAGAAGCAGACCUCGAACGCGAGUUUGGAAGAUUCGGACCCAUUGAGAGAGUGCAUACUGUCACGCCGAAAGGCUCCAAGAAGCCGCAUAGAGGUUAUGCUUUCAUCGUUUACGAGCGCGAAAAGGACAUGAAAGCUGCCUACAAAGAGACAGAUGGCAUUCGGAUCAAGGAUCGCCGUGUCCUUGUAGAUGUGGAACGCGGUCGCACAGUGAAAGGCUGGAAGCCUCGUCGCUUCGGCGGCGGAUUAGGUGGUCGUGGUUAUACUAAAGCUUUGCCAUCGCGUCCAACUGGCCCCGGCUCCUUUGGUGCGCCUUCCGGUCCUGGAGGCUUUGGAGGUGGGUUCAGAGGCGGAUUUGGAGGUAGAGGGUUCAGAGGAGGAUAUCGCGGUGACAGAUUUGGUCCUCGCGGAGGAGUCGGCUACCAGGGCGGUCGUAAUGGCUUUGGGGGACAACCUCCACCAAACGCCCCAUCUGGCCCCGGUGGUGGUCGGAAUGGUGGAUUCGGAGGAGGCUACGCGGGUGGUGGAAAGUAUGAGAGAGACGCUAGAGGUCCUGGCGCAACAGGCAGCAACCGCGAACCUAUCCGUCCCCGAGAGGGUUACUCAGAGCGCGAUCGCCGUGAUCACGAUCGUGACAGAGAAGGUGAUCGCCACAGGGACCGUGACCGUGAUCGAUACCGUGACCGCGACCGUGAACGUGACCGUGACAGGUAUGGUGGCCGAGAGGACUAUGGCCGGAAGAGACAUCACGAGGACGACUCUUAUGAGGACCCUCGGGCCAAGAGGAGGUAUUAA
This is a messenger RNA of Aspergillus clavatus NRRL 1, 1134 nucleotides long. RefSeq names its product U1 small nuclear ribonucleoprotein 70 kDa. Gene Ontology annotation, biological process: mRNA splicing, via spliceosome. NCBI's taxonomy places the organism in Eukaryota, Fungi, Ascomycota, Eurotiomycetes, Eurotiales, Aspergillaceae. Gene Ontology annotation, molecular function: mRNA binding; U1 snRNA binding. The record is from RefSeq and is a predicted model, not a curated record. Gene Ontology annotation, cellular component: U1 snRNP; U2-type prespliceosome; precatalytic spliceosome. The coding region runs from base 1 to 1134 and encodes 377 amino acids. The transcript is spliced from 4 exons.